This is a messenger RNA of Vittaforma corneae ATCC 50505, 1059 nucleotides long. RefSeq lists its product as uncharacterized. Lineage: Eukaryota; Fungi; Microsporidia; Nosematidae. The coding region runs from base 1 to 1059 and encodes 352 amino acids. Gene Ontology annotation, cellular component: chaperonin-containing T-complex. Gene Ontology annotation, molecular function: ATP hydrolysis activity; ATP binding; ATP-dependent protein folding chaperone. Gene Ontology annotation, biological process: protein folding. The record is from RefSeq and is a predicted model, not a curated record. The transcript has a single exon.
AUGGAUCUCUACAGCCACCAGAACGCAGGAAAUGUAGAAGAGAGGAAGGACGAUGCGUUGAGAACAAUUAGAAGCGGAAUAAACUUGGUGGGAGACAUUCUGAAGACUACGCUUGGUCCCAAAGGUAGUCUGAAGGUCAUUCAUGGGAAGGAAACAUCGGUGACUAACGAUGGCGCAUUUAUAUUGAAGAAUCUCAUGAUCGAUAGUGCAAGUGCAAAGAUCAUUAUUAAUAGUAGUAUAAAUCAAGAUUGGGAAGAGGGGGAUGGAACCACUAGCAUUGCUGUUCUUGUGUCCCUACUCUUGAAGGAAGCUUAUCAGCUGAGCAUUCAUUCUACAAAAAUAAUAAAAGGAUUUUCAUUAGCUCUUGCAAGAUGCCUGGAUCUGCUAAAUAAGAGAAAAUUUACACCAAAGCCAGAAGAUAUUCGCAAUUUAGUCAAAACCACCUUAAAUAGUAAGGUAUUAUCUAACAGCCUGGAUGUUUUUAUCGAUAUUUGUAUUAAAGCUGUUGAAAUGUCCGAGGAUAUAACAUUGGUUGAAAUCAUCAAGCUCGAAGGAGAUCUUUCGGAAAGUCUUAUUGUUGAUGGAAUUGUGCUAAACAAAAGCAUUGAUAUAGCUCUUGAAAAUCCAAGGAUACUUAUUGCAAAUACCUCCAUGGAUCACGACAAGAUAAAAAUUUUCAGUUCCAAGGUUAAUGUGGAAAGCAUUAAGGAAUUAGAAAGAAUAGAACUAGCAGAGAAAGCAAAGAUGAUCUCUAAAAUAGAUGCAAUGUGUCGUGCCUCCUUCGAUUUGUUUAUUAACAGGCAGAUCAUCUAUGACUAUCCUUUACAGCUAUUGAAAAAUAAAGGGCUGUCUGUUAUUGAGCAUGCUGAUUUUGAUGGUGUUGAAAGACUUAACAAGGUGCUAGGCGGAAAUCUUUUGUCAAGCUUUGAGGGCAUCAAAGAAUCUGACUUUGGAACAUGUCAAAAGGUUACUACAGUUAAUAUUAAGGGACACAAAAUGGUAAAGUUCGAAGGCAUUAAAAAAGGGCGCAUCUACCAUUGUUAUUUGCGGAAGUUCUAA